Parnassius apollo (apollo) is the source of this 666-nucleotide messenger RNA. The record is from the annotation of a GenBank genome assembly. NCBI's taxonomy places the organism in Eukaryota, Metazoa, Arthropoda, Insecta, Lepidoptera, Papilionidae.
AUGACAACAUCAGCAACUUCAACAGACUUGUUGACAAAUGUUCAUGAUGUUUUAUGUAAAGAAUUUGAUGAAAAUUGCUACGUAGUACGUGGAAAAUACCACUAUUACCAUUAUUUGUGUGAUGAUUUCGACGACAGAGGUUGGGGAUGUGGGUACAGAACACUCCAAACAAUAUGCUCAUGGAUCAACCAUAACUAUAAGGAUAUAAAGAAGGUGCCGUCUGUAAGAGAGAUCCAAGAAAUCUUAGUUCAACUAGAUGAUAAACCUAAGAAUUUUUUUGGAUCAAGACAGUGGAUUGGCAGUUUUGAGGUAUGCCUUGUGAUAGACAAGUUGUAUGAUAUUCCAUGUAAAAUCAUUCAUGUUAACAAGGGUGAUGAAUUAGAGAAAAUAACAGAAACUUUGAAAUUACACUUUGAAAAUUUUGGAAGUCCUGUCAUGAUGGGUGGAGAUAUUGACUGCUCUUCAAAAGGCAUAAUGGGAAUACGGGUUUUAGGCAGGAAUACAAGCCUAUUAAUAGUGGAUCCUCACUACGUUGGAAAGGAGCAAUCUAAAGAUUUUUUAAAAAACAAAGGAUGGGUGAAAUGGCAGCCGUUAAGUGACUUUUUAAGUACGUCCUUUUACAAUCUGUGUUUGCCACAAGUAAACGCCGGAUCUGUAAAUUCAUAA